Messenger RNA from Penicillium digitatum Pd1, 102 nucleotides. The record is from RefSeq and is a predicted model, not a curated record. Lineage: Eukaryota; Fungi; Ascomycota; Eurotiomycetes; Eurotiales; Aspergillaceae.
AUGUCUGAUGAAACUCGCGGGGAAAUGGGACAUAUCGUGCUACUUUUCACCCCCCCCCCCCCCCCCACCGAUUCUGGGCCUUUGACAGUCGAUUCGAUCUGA